Molecule: messenger RNA, 642 nt
Organism: Schistosoma turkestanicum
Lineage: Eukaryota; Metazoa; Platyhelminthes; Trematoda; Strigeidida; Schistosomatidae
Source: the annotation of a GenBank genome assembly
AUGGAUGAUUCAGCAGCUAAAAAGGGUGAAGAUAAUAAAAGAGUGUAUACGUAUCCACUUUUAAAAUACUGUGACAUGCAUGAAGACAUGCAAACUGAAGUAUUGGAGCUAUGCGUGACAGCAUGUGAGAAACAUUCAACUGAUAAUGAGGCAGCAGCUCGUUUUGUAAAAGAAACUAUGGAUAAAAAGUUCGGAGCAUCAUGGCAUGUAGCAGUUGGUGAAGGUUUUGGUUUUGAAAUUACGUACGAUAUCAAUAGUAUCCUGUAUAUGUUUUGUGGUGGAAAUUUAGGCUUGGUGGUCUGGAAAUGCUCUUGAAAAAUAAUUAAACAAUGUAAAUAUUUCACAGCAGACUAAAAAAUGUGUACAGUGUGAACAACUGCUUCAAAUGAAUUUUCAUAGAAAUGCAAACCUAAGGAAAUGUUUUGUCAAAAUUUUCUCUGUUGCCCUGAAGUUCUCCGAUCGGAUGAUACGUAGAAACAAGUAGAUGUAUGGCUUAUCCAAAAAGUUCUCAUCGGAUCUCAUUCUCUUUUUUUUAAUAAACUAUAUUUUUUAAUGGUCAAACAAUCUCUUGUUACCUAAAACUUUUGGAAUACUUGAGUUAUUUUUAUCAAUAUUUAUAUAUUUACAAUUGUAUUACAUCCC